This is a messenger RNA of Caenorhabditis sp. 36 PRJEB53466, 608 nucleotides long. The record is from the annotation of a GenBank genome assembly. Lineage: Eukaryota; Metazoa; Nematoda; Chromadorea; Rhabditida; Rhabditidae.
AUGUCGGCGUCGUAUCAUCAAGUAUGCGCUCAGGUUAGUGAAAUUUUUCAAUUUCUUCGGGUUUCUGGACCAAAGCCCAAAAGUUUGCCUAGAAAUACUUUGAAAAAAAACGCUGUGGAGCGCAUCUGUAACACUGUUAAGCGUUUGAAAAGAGAUUUAAGAAAACUAUUCAAUUUUUGGCGUUUUACACUGAAAGUACUUGAAUAAGUCGCUCUUUUGACACGGUUUUCAGGAAAAAAUCUGAAAAUCGAUCAGAGAAAAUAAUUUAGAAAGUGAGUUGGUUGGGCCGGGCUUAUUAAAAUUAAAAUUUUCCAUUUCAGCCCUCUCCGCCCCUUCUAGAACAACUUUUAUUGCAGGAAUUCGAGAAGAUGAGCCAAUGGGUGGUGCUGAUCUCGAUCGUUCCCCUCCUGGUCAGCCUCCUGACCGUCAUUCUGAUCUGUUCGUCGUUGCGGAAGAUGAAGAAGAUGGUCUCGGUGUGCGACGGAAUCGCCACGUCGGCCCACUGGCUGAGCAGGACCGCCGUGCGUGCGGGCGUCGGCGACACGGCCCGGAGCACGAUCGCCGAGUACGCAAAGACGAAACCCGAACUGGGCCGUCUUUUGAAAUAG